Molecule: messenger RNA, 1641 nt
Organism: Owenia fusiformis
Lineage: Eukaryota; Metazoa; Annelida; Polychaeta; Sabellida; Oweniidae
Source: the annotation of a GenBank genome assembly
CGUGACGUCAGUUUUCAACAUGCCGGUCGAAAAUUUGGAAGAACAAGGUUUGGAGAAGAAUCCCAAUCUUCAGCUACCGCAAUGGAGAUUUAGGCUCGGAACAGAUCGUUACAAGAAUGAUAAAACAAUUCAGAAUAACUUAAUGGAGGCUAUUAAAGCAGAUAAUAUGACACCCUUUUAUGAAGAAGUUGCAGCCGAGUUUGGCUGGAAGGUAGACACGCAGCUUGUUGCCAAGAUGAGAGCAGCCAACGAGGGACACCUGAAGGAUCUUGAUAGUAAAAUAGAGGAUGCCGAGAAAAAUUUAGGCGAAACAGAAGUUCGAGACUUCAUGUUGAACAAAGCAGAAUAUUAUUGUAAAAUUGGAGACAAAGAGAAUUGUUUAUCACAGUUCCGUAAAACAGGUGAAAAAACAGUGACGCUAGGCUAUAAAUUGGACAUGGUAUUCCACCAAAUUCGACUAGGUCUUUUUUAUAUGGAUCAUGAUCUCAUUACAAGAAAUUUGGAAAAAGCACAAAGUCUGAUAGAUGAAGGUGGAGAUUGGGACAGAAGAAACCGACUAAAGGUUUACAAAGGAGCCUACAGCAUGGCUAUAAGAGACUUUAAAACAGCAGCUAACUUAUUCCUAGACACAGUGGCUACAUUCACCUCAUAUGAACUGAUGGAUUAUAAGGAUUUUGUUACAUAUACUGUGCUGUGCAGUGUUAUAGCCCUUGAAAGACCAAAACUUAGAGAAAAGGUGAUCCGUGGAUCUGAGAUUCUAGAAGUUCUACAUAGCCUGCCUGAAGUGAAGGAAUAUCUUUUCUCUAUGUAUGAGUGUCAAUAUGAAUCAUUCUUCAAACAACUAGCCCAGAUGGAAGAGAAACUGAAGUAUGACAGGUACCUGUCCAAGCACUACAGGUUCUACGCUAGGGAGAUGAGAGUGCUUGCGUAUGCCCAGUUGUUAGAGUCUUAUCAGAGCCUUACUCUCGUAUAUAUGGCCAAGGCAUUUGGAGUCACAGUCGAGUUUAUUGACAGGGAGCUGUCCAGGUUUAUCUCACAAGGACGACUUCACUGCAAGAUUGACAAAGUUGGCGGCAUUGUAGAAACUAACAGACCAGACAGCAAAAACCAUCAAUACAUGGCUCUUAUAAAACAGGGAGAUUUACUUCUAAACAGACUCCAAAAGCUCAGCCGUGUCAUCAAUAUAUAACAACAGAAUUAAUAGCACAUGUUGGGACAAUAGAACUGUUGACCAUGAACACUACAAUAUAAAUCAGCAGGACGUGCCAGCUAAUAAAGGCCUAACAAUGAGGCAUAAAAGGGCUGUUUCUGAAAGGACAGUUGAUAUUCAUAUUUUCAAUAAGAUUGUCCCUAAUACAUUCUCAGCUCUAUUUGGUGGUGUUUUUGAUAGUCUCUGUGCUUCACUAGCACUUAGUACUGCAACAAAUUGCCAUGAACCUAAGAACUACAACCAUUGUACUGUGAUGUACCUAAUGCACUGUUUAUCUGUAGCCAUUUCAAACAUUUAAAUGUCAGCAUGCCUAUCUUUGUGUUAGAAAAUAUACUUGUUCAUUUUGUAUAAAAGAAAAUACCCGUAUGUUGUUUUACCAUUAUUAAUAUCUGAUUGGAAAACUGUUGAAUCAGAGGCACCUUUAAUUUCCC